GUUGUUCUUGGUGCGAGACAGUCACACGAUCCCUGGAGCUUAUGUGAUGUCCUUGGCUCACAACCAGAAGGUUAAGCAUCUACACAUCACAUCCGUAAAACACAACGACACGGUGUUCUACACGGUCGACAACGGCUCGACCAAGUUCCACGACCUGAUCCAGCUGAUUGAAUUCUACCAGGCCAAUCAGGGGUGCUUGCCGACCAAACUCACACACCACGUCACCGUGCUGCUCUGAUGUGCUGCGCACUGCUUGCCUUCACUGACCCCCUCCCACUUCCCACUAGCCUCUCUCUCUCUCUCUCUCUCUCUCUCACCCCUCCCCCUCCCCUCCACUACCUCGCCACCCUCUGUUGUUACCUCUACCCACCCCUUUAUAGCCUGCCCACCAGCCUCUUUAUCGCCCUUCUUUAUCUUUUUACUACCUCGCCACCCUCUGUUAUCUCUCCCCAUCCUUCACUGUCCACCAGCCUCGGUUACCUCUCUUCCUGUCCCACCCCCACAACACCUUCCAACCCCAAUACACUCCACACAGUGGUUCCCUCGUGCCUCCAACCUCAACCUACCAGUUUCUCUCACCAUCAUACAACAGCCUCUCUCAGUCACGCCUGUCUCCGCCACGGACAUGGGUCCAUUAAAGCUCCCGUGCGUCUCAUCUGAGCCGGACUUUUGGGUUUCAUCUGAAAACACGACGGCCGUGCACGGUGGAGGCCUCUAGUGGAGGGAAGCAGCAGUGAGCGUAUCGCGCACUGGUUGCUGGCGGCAUGCCUUUGCCAUCUCGUGCAUUUUUUUAAAGCGCAUUGUUUCUUAUUAUACGUGUCGAAGGUAAUAUACCAAAAGUGCUCUCUCUUUCUCUGUCGGUGUGUUUUAUUAGAUGGGCAGCCGUCAGGGUGGGCCGGGCAGCUGCGGUUACCUAUGUAUGUCGCACUGUUCUGCAGCCCAGUCGAUUUCUGGAGCGAUUCUGUGAGAAUCAUCGCUGCAGCAACUUUGCACACGUCGAUGGACCUUCUCCGUCAUCUUGCCCGUCAAUGGCUCGUAACUUCUCGGCAAACGUUAAAUUCUCGUCCGAUUUUACGACGCGACAGAGUUGUCACUGUUAUCGUUUGUGGAAGGCGGCGCCACCUGAUGGCGGAAAGCGGUAUGACGUGUGUAUGCGCAUGUGGGCCGCUCGUGGACUAGAUGAAAACCGUGAAUUUCUGGGCAAAAUGUUCGACAGCGGAGGGGUCGUCGCAAUAAAUAGGUAGUCUCUUCGAUAAUCUGAUGUGCCGCAAUUUACUCUGAUGUAAAUUGGGAAGCGGCAGGGCGACCGUUUAGCCCAGCUGUUUGUGUGAAUGCGCUUUCGCGUGCGACACGCGCGUCUGUUUAUAGCUGGAAACCAUGUGACGGGGUCUGUACACAGUGUGAAGUUCUUGUGUUUUACUCGUAGCCGGAUGGCGUUGCAGUCGAUGGGCUCGGCGCACGUGCAGAUGGAAAUGCGAUGUGUUUCGGCAAUCGCCUCUCGUAUCAUAUCGUGAGACAAAUAUUGCUGAUUACCUGUCAGCAAUUUUUAAUGAACCGACCCCACUUUUCGUUGGGGGACGCUGGAUUCGAAAAUUGAAUUAAGAAAUGAUGAUGAUUUAAAGUGUGGCCUCAUUGUGAGGUGGUUGCUUUAUUGCAAAUGAAA
This is a messenger RNA of Priapulus caudatus, 1663 nucleotides long. Its product is annotated as growth factor receptor-bound protein 14-like. The record is from RefSeq and is a predicted model, not a curated record. The transcript is spliced from 2 exons. Lineage: Eukaryota; Metazoa; Priapulida; Priapulimorpha; Priapulimorphida; Priapulidae. The annotation marks the transcript as partial.